Molecule: messenger RNA, 883 nt
Organism: Salvia splendens (bonfire salvia)
Lineage: Eukaryota; Viridiplantae; Streptophyta; Magnoliopsida; Lamiales; Lamiaceae
Product: LIM domain-containing protein WLIM1-like
Exons: 4
Coding region: 109-735 (208 amino acids)
Source: RefSeq, a predicted model, not a curated record
AGAAGAAACAAGGGGAAAGAGAACAACUGAAAGCUGUUGAGACAGCCACGUCGUUCUUGAUUGGACGAGUGUGUUGUUUUCUUUCCUCAAAUUUCCUCCUUAACAAACAUGGCCUCCUUCACUGGCACCACCCAGAAAUGCAGUGCUUGCCAGAAGACCGUGUAUCUGGUCGAUCGCCUCGCUACUGGCGACCGCGUCUUCCACAGGGCCUGCUUCCGCUGCCAUCACUGCAAAGGCACCCUCAAGCUCGGAAACUACAACUCUUUCGAGGGGGUGCUCUACUGCAGGCCCCACUAUGAUCAGCUCCUCAAGAGGACUGGCAGCCUCGCCAAGAGCUUCAAUGGAACACCAAAGGUAGUCAAGACAGAAAAGCCUCUAGAAAACGAGAAUGCAGCCAUGAUCGCAUGCAUGUUUAAUGGAACCAUGGAGAGAUGCAUCGGUUGUGUUAAGACUGUUUAUCCCAUUGAAAAGGUUACUGUGAAUGGGGCUGCAUACCACAAGAGCUGCUUCAAAUGCAGCUACGGAGGGUGCACGAUAAGCCCAUCCAACUACAUUGCGCAUGAGGGUGUGCUCUUCUGCAAACACCACCACAUGCAGCUCAUCAAGGCUAAGGGAAACCUCAGCCAGCUCGAGAGCGAAUCCAUCAAAGAAUCAGCACCGGUCGCCCCAACUUUUGUUGCUGAGGUUGAAUUUCAAGAUGACGAAGCUGAAGCUGAAGCCGAACCUCAAUGCUGACAAUUUGUUUCCACCUCAAUGCUGAUCUGUUUCUUUAGUUGAGAUUUUUUUUUCUUUUUCGGAUGUGAAUUUUGACAUGAUUGGUAGAUGGGUUUUGAUGUAAAUUGUAUUUUCGUUAAUAUAAUUGGACGUCCCCUUUUAUCCUUAA